Glarea lozoyensis ATCC 20868 is the source of this 285-nucleotide messenger RNA. RefSeq lists its product as uncharacterized. Lineage: Eukaryota; Fungi; Ascomycota; Leotiomycetes; Helotiales; Helotiaceae. The record is from RefSeq and is a predicted model, not a curated record. The transcript has a single exon. Bases 1 to 285 code for a protein of 94 amino acids.
AUGCCGAAACAGGAACUCGAGAUGUGGUGGACAAACCCAAACGGCUGUUACUGUGAAGACACGUCCCCACGAGGCCCAGAAAUCCCACUCCGCGAUUUGAUGGUUUGUGGAAGACAAAACUUUGCGGAACUCGUAUGGACUACCAUGAGCGUUCGGGAAUGGAGUGUUCUUAGACUGACGAGAGGAAAGGUUUUGGAAUUGAGCGGCCAGCAUGAUUUUCAAAAGAUAUCCUGGGCAAAAGCAGUGCCACGCAUAUCCAGAAGGAAAGGCAAACAGCGCACUUAG